Aedes albopictus (Asian tiger mosquito) is the source of this 1949-nucleotide messenger RNA. It is a transcript of the gene RIOK1, whose product is annotated as serine/threonine-protein kinase RIO1. The record is from RefSeq and is a predicted model, not a curated record. The transcript has 2 exons. Gene Ontology annotation, molecular function: protein serine/threonine kinase activity; ATP binding. NCBI's taxonomy places the organism in Eukaryota, Metazoa, Arthropoda, Insecta, Diptera, Culicidae. The coding region runs from base 154 to 1857 and encodes 567 amino acids. Gene Ontology annotation, biological process: maturation of SSU-rRNA. Gene Ontology annotation, cellular component: cytosol; preribosome, small subunit precursor.
ACAAAACCGCGUGCGUGUUCGUCGGUCAGUGCGGUGCGGGUGCAGUUCUACGCGGCGCGUGAUUCCGUAAUGGUCGUGUUUUUAGUGUAAAAGUUUAAUUUAUUCGAGACAUUUGACCACACUUGGGCCGCAGAAAACUUCCAAGAUCGCACAAUGAGUGCCGGACAGUUUGACGAUGCGUUGGAGGACACCACAGAGACCUUGAACAUCAUCAGCCUCAAGAAGCCGGAAGCCGAGGUGUUGGUGGUUGAAGAUGAAUUGGUGGCACCCCCCACAGUGGAAGUGGCCAUAGCGGAUGCAAUCUUUGGCAAUUCUCGGUACCGAUCGGAGGAGCAGUAUUCGCAAGACGAUGAGGAUUACAGUGGAAGUGAUGACGAAUAUUAUGCAUUCGAUGUGGAUAACGUCCGGAAGAAUCAAGCCGCUAACAUGCAACAGUCUCAUACCAAUGUGCAAAGUUCCAGCCAGAAAGUAUCCAACUUCCAACCAGCGGAUGCCUUGUUUAAAAAAUUUACGAAUAAGAUAAACGUGGAAAAGUACGAAGGACCGAUGGCACUUCCAAAUCAUGCUAAAAAUACGUUGAUUGAAACUCAACGGAAGGCGGACAGCGAUCGGCUCAGGAGUAAAGACAAACAGGACCGAGCCACAGCAGAGCAGGUCAUGGAUCCCAGAACUAGAAUGAUCCUGUUUAAGCUGCUGAACCGCGAUAUGAUAUGCGAGAUCAACGGAUGUAUCUCGACCGGAAAGGAAGCCAAUGUGUACCACGCGACGGCCAAAACCGGUAUGGAUUAUGCCAUCAAGAUAUUCAAGACGUCAAUUCUGAUCUUCAAAGACCGGGACAAGUACGUGACGGGAGAGUAUCGAUUCCGGCAUGGUUAUAGCAAGCAUAAUCCCCGGAAAAUGGUGCGGACGUGGGCCGAGAAAGAGAUGCGGAAUCUGGUGAGGAUGAAGAAAUGUGACCUCCCAGUUCCGGAGCCGAUUCUUCUCCGCAGCCAUGUCCUCGUGAUGGAAUUCAUCGGUAAAGAUGGGUGGCCUGCUCCGAAACUGAAGGACGUCGAGCUGAGUGGAUCGAAAGCUCGGGAACUCUAUCGGGAUGCCGUCGAAAUGAUGUGGGCCAUGUACAACAAGUGCAAGCUGGUCCAUGCCGAUUUUUCCGAGUUCAAUCUGCUCUUCCACAACGGGAAAAUUGUCAUCAUCGAUGUGUCUCAAUCGGUAGAACACGAACAUCCUCAUGCACUGGAAUUCCUUCGUAAGGAUUGCACCAACAUAACGGACUUCUUCCGGAAGAAGGAUGUGUCGACGAUGACGGUGAAGGAGCUAUUCGACUUCAUUACCGAUCCCACCAUCACCGAUGCCAACAUGGAGGAAUGCUUGGAGAAAAUGUCAGAAAAGAUUGCCAAUCGCAGCUUCGAUGAAUUCACCGAGCAGCAAAAAGUUGAGGAAGCUAUUUUCAAGCAAAUUUUCAUUCCCAAAACGUUGCAUGACGUGUACGAUAUUGAGAAGGACAUCUUCGAGAAGAAGAACAAGGAUGAGUUGGUGUAUAAAACUAUUGCAGGACUGGAUGCCAACUUGAAGGUAGCCGAGAAUCCCGAAAUUCUGCAUGACGGACAUGAUCAAUCCGCCAAGGCAGAAGCUGCCCCAACACAAGACAUAUCCAGUGAAAGUGAUAGCUCUUCCGAAGAUGAAGAGGAGGGCGAUGAAGACUCGAAAAAAUCCGCUGCUGUGCGGGCGAAAAACGAAACAGCCGAAGAACGUAAAGCACGCAAAAAAGCCGUCAAGGAUGAGAAAGCGGAAAAGCGCAAAACAAAGGUGAAAAAGCACGUGAAAAAACGAAAAGAAAAGUUGGGCGGUAAGAAGUAGGGGGUGAUAUUGUUAUCAAUAAAACAAAGUUUUUUUUAGAUUCUGUAUAUAAGUACGGAAACUAUCUACAUUCAGUGUAGUCUGUUGAUGUA